AUGCCAACGAAACUAAAAGAAGCUAAAACUGAUCGAGAGACGGCUGAAGCAGCCAAUCGGGAGGUGAAAGAGAAGCAAGCUUCACAGGCCAAACAAGAUCUAAAGAAGCUCAAAGAGAUGACCAGGGAACAGAAGAAAGAGCCUAAGAGAAUGCAUGACGGGCCGGCUGCCUGGACGGCUAACGGAAAAUCUGUCAAGGAGUCUUCACCUCCUACGGCAAAGGCUGGCGAAAAGAAGAUAGAGAAAAGUAAUAACCGCGAUAGUUCUAAAAGCACUAUGGCUCCAAAACAUGCUGCGAAAGAUGAUUCAGCUGCCAAAGUGAACUUCCCCUGGGAGAAAAUUGGCUUUUUCAUUGAUCCAAAGUCACCUCCAUCGAUUGAAGAGCUCAGAUCUCUUACUUAUGAGUCUUCAGGCAUUCUUUUACAUAGUUAUAUCUCAGAGAAGUACUAUGGGGACUUAUACUGGAACUGCAGUUUGGCUGUUAAUACUCUCAUUUUUGCCUGGCUAGUUGGAUUCCUUGGUGGAGGUUUAUUUGCGCUCGUAAUGGUACUUUUAGUAUGUGCCACUGCAUAUAGAGCCGAGCUUCGUCGAUUUAACAUCUGUUUAAGAGAUGAUAUGAAGCGUGUGGCUACCAUUGAAUCCCUUGAUACUCGUAUCGAGUCGAUGGACUGGCUCAACAGCUUUUUGGAGAAAUUCUGGGUCAUCUAUAUGCCUGCUUUAUCGGAAAUGGUGAUUACUCAGGCCAACGAUACCCUUAAAGAUGUCGAACCACCCACUCCAAUCAAAAAAUUGUCUUUAGAUGAGUUUACUCUUGGUACUAAGGCACCUAGAAUCGAAAGUGUCAGAGCCUUUAAUAAGUUGGGUAACGAUGUUUAUCGGAUGGACUGGGACUUUGGUUUCACUCCUAAUGAUACUGAUGGUAUGACUAAAGAGGAGUUGAAUAAGAAGGUUGAUCCUAAAGUGGCUCUUGGAAUCAGCAUUGGUAAAGGUGUUGUCAGUGCUUCUUUGCCUGUUCUAGUGGAGAAUAUGUCAUUUAAAGGUAAUAUGAGAAUUACGUUCAAACUGGCAGAAAGCUUCCCUUUCAUUGAAGUGGUUUCUGUGAUGUUCCUUGAACCCCCAGAGAUUGACUACGCUUUGAAACCUGUUGGUGGUAACACUUUUGGUAUCGAUGUGAUGUCGAUCGUUCCUGGUUUAUCGUCGUUCGUCAAGUCUUUGAUCCACUCUAACUUGAAGCCUAUGAUGUAUGCACCGAACUCGUUCGAUGUAAAUGUUCGUGAUAUUGCUGAAAGUACUGUUCCGAGUGCCAUUGGAUGUGUUGGAGUAAGAAUUCGUGGUGUUGAGUAUCUCAAGAAAACAGAUAUUAACCCGUACGUUGAUUACGGUAUCGAAGGGAGUAGCAAGCAGUACAGGACGGACAUUAAAGCAUCAACCAACACUCCUGUGUUUAACGAAUUGCAGUAUAUUCUUGUGGACUCUCUAACUCAAAAGAUUAAAUUCACUUUGAUGAAUUUGGAUGAAGAAGGCGACGUUCACCGACUCGGAGAGGCUCAGUUUGGUAUGGAUUCGUUGAUUCAGGACCCUCAACAGCUUCUUACCGAGUUGAAAUUGGAGCAUCAUAAUCAUAGUAAUGGAAGGUUGGUUUGUGACUUGCAAUGGUUCCCGGUUCUUGAGAAGGAUACAGCAAACAGUUCAACGGGGUCUGCGGGAAUCCUUGAACUUGUGGUUGAAUCUGCACGUGGUCUUAGUACUUCUCAGUCAUUGUUGGGAAAACUAUCGACAUAUGCGAAGGUGAGCAUUGGCAAUUCAAAAGAUGAAAAACAGGAUGACAGUGACGAAGUCGAGGCUCACACAGAUGAUAUUUCGCGUGUGGUCAAAGGCUCUAAUGAACCUGACUACAAUAUUCACAUUGAAAGACUAAUCAAGUCUCCAUCGACAACUCCAGUGACGAUCACUAUCUAUGACACCUCGUCCUAUGGCGUGACGAAAUUGGCGACUUACAAGGCCUCUUCACUGCGCGAAUUGAUAUCGAUUGGAGCCGAGAAGGGUAAAUGGAUCAAAUUCACCGAGGGCGAAGGCUCAAUACGGUUUAGAAUGAGAUACAAGAAGCUCAGUGGUGUGGGUAUGAGUGAAGACGUCUCAUUUGUUCCACCUGUUGGCGUGUACAGAGUUCUUGUUUCACGGUGCGAGCAGUUGGAUAACAUCGAGACCAUUGGAAAGGUCGAUCCAUAUAUUGAAGUUGUUACGGGAGGCCGUUCUCACGGAAGAACAAAGUUUAUUGACGACAAUUUGUCUCCAAAGUUCAACGAGGUGUUUUAUGCAGCCGUUGAACACGCUGACCAAUCGCUUGCCUUGACAUGCAUGGAUCACGAGAGCGAUGGAAAUGGUCGUUUGAUUGGUUCGUUAUCUGUGGAUGUCCAUAGGUUUUUCAGCAAGCGCUACAAUCCUCAAGAUGAUGGUAGCCGUUCCAUUGUCAGGGGACAACUCACUCGGAGAGGGAAGCCGGCUGGGUAUAUUUAUUACAAGGUGGUUUAUCUACCGUUGAUGAAAGUUUACUCUCAGGCAGAAUUGAAGGAGAAGAUUGCUAGAGAGAGAAAGGGUAACAGUCAGCAAGAGUUGGAAGAUUUAGAAGAGCAGUCCAAAAUGCUUGAAGAGUACAAGAAGCACCCAGAAGAUUACGAAUGGGUAGAUGAUGAUGAUGAGACAGACGAUAAGGAUAAUCCUAACUUGUCAGGUAAAGAGCAACUUUCAUUGAAGCAGCUCAUGUCACACAACUCGGGAGUCCUUGGAAUCAACAUUGUUAAAGGUAAUAUGAGUGCGAAUAACGUUUAUUUACAAUGUCUUGUGGACGAAAGGCCAUACGCAGAGUUUGUGUCGUCAGCAUCGAAAGGUACGAAGCUUUCGCCAUGUGCUGGAUGCGCAUUUAUUAGGGACUUGAAGAAUUCUGUAAUGACAUUCCGAGUGACCAGGAAACCUAAGGCCGAGUUGAGAAAGGACGUAAUUGCACAAGUAGCAAGGCCUAUGAAGGUUGAGCAGCUAUUGAGCGAUGCGUUUUCCGAUACCUUUGCAGUCACAUUUGAGGGAAAUCGCAUAGAGCUUUCACUGGAGUAUGUUCCUGCAACGGUUGAUUUAGGACCAUCUGAAACGAUGACUGAUACCGGAGUGCUUCAUUUGAAGAUUCUCAGUGGACAUAAUCUCUUGGCUGCUGAUCGAGGAAACAAAUCAGAUCCAUUUGUGGUUGUAGAGCUCAACGACACCCAAGUUUACCGCACCAAGACCGUAAAGAAGACAGUGAAUCCGGUGUUUGAAGAUGAACAGUGCAGUGUUGUAAUCCCAUCUCGUACGCGAAGCGAGCUUCGGUUGCGGUUGUUUGACUGGGAUAUGGCAGGAGACAAUGAUAAAUUGGGAGACAUUGAUGUGGAUUUGACGAAGCUUGCGGUGAAUCAGGAGGAGAUAAUAGAGUUCCAAUUGGACACACAAGGAUCUUUGAAGGUCUCUGCAGGUUUCAAGCCGAUGUACAUUCAGCCAUCUAUGGCUACUGCUGAUGGGGGCUUUGACUUUGCUGGAAUGCCUGGAAAAUUAAUUGGAGGAGUCGCAGGAGGUGCCUUUGAAGUUGCAGGAGGUGCUCUUGGAGCUGCUGGAGGAGUUGCAGGAGGGGCAUUGAAUAUGACCGAGGGAGUAGCCGGCGGAGCUCUGAAUAUGGCAGGAGGUGCAGUUAGUGGAGUCGCUGGAGUUGGAGGAAGUCUGUUUAAGGGAUUUCACAGGAAAAACGGUAAAGAUGUAGAGCAGGCAAUGCCGAGAGCGACUAGUGCGACGGGCGCAGCACCAGUACUGGCUGGGGCCGCACCAUCAGCAACUCCAGCAACACCUGUAGCAUCUAGAGUCGCAGUUGCUGCAUCACCAGCCAGUAAGAGGAUUUCGAUGGAUGGAAAUGCCUCAUUUGCUUCUUCAACGAUUCCAGGGAACACCAUACCAGGAAGGCUAACUGUGGAGGGUCUUAAAUGCAAGAAACCUCAAGGAAAGGAAACUCUGUUUGUUAAAGUGUCAUUAAAAUCGCCUAAGAAGACUAAGAGUAUCUUCAAGACACAUUCUGCACGGUACAAUGCAUCCUCAGAAACGCUCAAAUGGAGUGAAUCUACACCGUUCAAGGCUCCACCGGGAGUGGAGGUUAUUUUUUCUGUGUAUGAACAUCAUCGUUUGGGGAGAAGCACAGAGGUGGCCACGGGAAGUGUUUUAUUGAGUGAGAUAGCUGGCAAAAGAGAGCCGUUAUCUUUGCCUGUGACUCUAGAAGGUAGAUCAGCAGAACUCAUAGUGAGCUUUAGCUAUGCAGGAUAA
This is a messenger RNA of Brettanomyces nanus, 4332 nucleotides long. RefSeq lists its product as uncharacterized. Gene Ontology annotation, molecular function: lipid binding. The record is from RefSeq and is a predicted model, not a curated record. Bases 1 to 4332 code for a protein of 1443 amino acids. Lineage: Eukaryota; Fungi; Ascomycota; Pichiomycetes; Pichiales; Pichiaceae. The transcript has 2 exons.